AUGUUCUGUGGAAUUUUAAAGAGAUCUGCACAAAUUUCUGCACAUUUGAUAAAGAACAGAGGAAGAGAAAUAAUAAAUUCUUCAGUAAAAAAUGUUAAUUCGUUUUCCUUAGGAGAUCAUCAUACAAGACAAUCAUACAUUUUCCAACGUUUUUAUUCUAAACAACCUAGUGUUGAAGAAUUGACUGUUGAUUAUGAGUAUGUCAAUAAAGCAGCAAACAAUAAAAAAACCAUUAUAGUUGAUGUAAGGGAACCAGAAGAAAUAAAAGAACAUGGCAAAAUACCAAAUAGCAUCAACAUUCCAUUGGGUAAUGUCUCUACUGUUCUUGGCACAAUGACUGAAAAAGAAUUCCAAACUUUAUAUAAAUUACCUAAACCAUCAGAGGAAACAGAAAUAAUAUUUUAUUGUAUGAUUGGCAGAAGGUCAGGAAUGGCACAACAAAAUGCUAUUAAUUUAGGCUUUAAAAAUGUGAAAAAUUAUCUUGGCAGUUGGACAGACUGGGCAAGUAAAACACAA
This is a messenger RNA of Brenthis ino (lesser marbled fritillary), 516 nucleotides long. NCBI's taxonomy places the organism in Eukaryota, Metazoa, Arthropoda, Insecta, Lepidoptera, Nymphalidae. The record is from the annotation of a GenBank genome assembly.